Molecule: messenger RNA, 1039 nt
Organism: Hemicordylus capensis (graceful crag lizard)
Lineage: Eukaryota; Metazoa; Chordata; Lepidosauria; Squamata; Cordylidae
Gene: CIAO2A
Product: cytosolic iron-sulfur assembly component 2A
Exons: 5
Coding region: 185-682 (165 amino acids)
Source: RefSeq, a predicted model, not a curated record
GGCGGCGAGGGCCAGGAGCCCACCCGCCGCCUCCGCCUCCGCCUCCCUCCCCGCCCCGCUGGAGCUCGGCCCGCCCCGCGGCCUCCCGGAAGCCGGCGGCGGCGCGGGGCCUGCAGUGGCGGAGGAGGCGGAGGCGGAGGCGGAGGGCGGCCGAUGGAGGAGGCCUCGUCCGGGCGGGGGCGCGAUGCUGUCGCUGGGGCUGCCCUGGCGGGCCUGGAGCUGGAGCUGGCGGCGGCAGCAGCAGCAGCAGCAUGAGCAGAGGAGCCGCAGCAGCAGCCCCGCCGCCGAGGCCAUGGAGGCGGAGCGGGCGCUCGAGGUCUACGAUAUUAUCCGAACUAUACGGGACCCAGAGAAGCCCAACACUUUAGAAGAACUGGAUGUGGUAACAGAAAGUUGUGUCGAGGUGCAUGAAACCGACGAAGAUGAAUUUCUGGUUACAAUCAGGUUUACACCAACGGUACCUCAUUGCUCUUUGGCUACUCUCAUUGGGCUGUGUUUGAGGAUCAAACUUCAGAGAUGUUUGCCUUUUAAGCACAAGCUGGAGAUCUACAUAUCGGAGGGAGCACAUUCGACUGAGGAGGACAUCAACAAGCAAAUCAACGACAAGGAGAGAGUCGCAGCAGCCAUGGAGAACCCAAACUUGCGGGAGAUUGUGGAGCAGUGUGUCCUGGAGCCUGACUAGCCACUGAUCUCCUUGGCACCUUUUGUAUUCCUAUGGAGGCCUUGAACUGAAUGUGGGAGAGUUCUUUGUACCUCCUGCAUAUCCUUGAAAGAAUAACUUUAUACCGAUCCAUUUUCAUUCGCAAGAGGGUCGCGUUUAGAUCAAGCUUACGUGGAUCGUAAAGGGAUGUGGAGGACUUAUAAUCUUGGUUGAGAAGAUACUUUGUAGGAAAACUGUGAACCAGUUCUGUUGCCACCUCGCGCAUAUGCAUUGUAAUUUUAAACACAGAUCUGAUUUUGAAGGUUUGAUUUUUGCACUUUGCUGUGGUGGAGUGUCUUUGAAUAACUGCAUUGUGAAAGAUUAAUUUUUUUAAAGUGC